AAGUAAUCGUAAUGAAAAUAUAACGUAACCUUUUGAUAUAAAAGCAUAUAUGCAGUAUACAAAAAUUAUUCCCUUCAAAGUGCUUGAAGAAAAAUAGGUAAAAUGGCCGCCAAAAUGAUUGUUGCUUUCUGCGCUUCGACUCUUGUCAUCCAGAGUGUAUACAGCCAGUGCUUAGGUCGUGGCCUCGGUCCGCUCGGGCCUGGCUGGGCAUACGACGGCCUGGCUCCUUUCGAUGCUUAUGGAGCUGCGUGGGGAGGAUUUGGUCCCAUGGGACCUGGUCUCGCAGGUAUCGCACCGGCCACUGGUCUUACUGCAUCAUACGGUGGUGGUCUUGCUGUUACUAGCGCAUCGCCCAUUUCACCCACCGGUCUGUCCGUCACCUCUGAGAACGCGAUUGAAGGUACGCUUGCCGUGAUCGGCCAGCUGCCUUUCCUGGGCGCGGUGGCUACUGACGGCGCGUUCCCCACCGUGGGUGCUGGUGCUGUAUCCUACGGCUGCGGAGACGGCGCUAUCGGCAUCGUGGCUGAGGCUCCUAUCGCCCCAGCCCCCGCCGCCAUCGCUCCUGCCAUGGGUCCUAUCGGCUACGGUCCAGCGAUGGCCACCGGAUACGGUUACAAUGGUUUUGCCCCUAGAAUGGGACUUGGAGGAUGCGGUGCGAUCUUCUAAAAUUGUUUUUAUGAUUAGUUUUAGUUAAUAAACAUGUUGAUAUUUUUAUAAA
Manduca sexta (tobacco hornworm) is the source of this 718-nucleotide messenger RNA. Its product is annotated as chorion class CB protein PC404-like. Gene Ontology annotation, cellular component: egg chorion. Bases 103 to 666 code for a protein of 187 amino acids. The record is from RefSeq and is a predicted model, not a curated record. NCBI's taxonomy places the organism in Eukaryota, Metazoa, Arthropoda, Insecta, Lepidoptera, Sphingidae. The transcript is spliced from 2 exons. Gene Ontology annotation, molecular function: structural constituent of egg chorion. Gene Ontology annotation, biological process: chorion-containing eggshell formation; multicellular organism development.